AUGGACUUUGCAGACGUACUUCUGGUGCUGUUCAUCGUUGUAGUGCUGAUAGUCUCCUUGCUCUCUAACUUGUUGGUGUUGAUAUGCUUCAUCUACAGUUCCGACAUCCGUAAGCAGGUGCCGGGUAUAUUUAUAGUUAACUUGUCUUUCUGCAAUCUGCUUCUCACGGUUCUGAAUAUGCCAGCGACAUUACUGGGGAUUGUCAGAAAACAACAACCAUUUGGUGAUUGCAUCUGCCAGACCGUUGGAUUUUUGGAGACCUUUCUUGCCACGAACACAAUGCUGAGCAUGGCAGCGUUAAGCAUAGACAAAUGGAUUGCCAUUGUGUUCCCCUUAAGUUAUGUUAGUAAGAUGAGAUACAAGGACGCCGUACUCAUGAUGAGCUACACUUGGCUCCAUUCUCUCUCUUUCCCCGCCGUCGCGAUGUUCUUCACCUGGGUCGGCUUCAAUAACAUUUACGCAUCAUGCACUUUGCACCUACAAGAAGAGACGGGGCGAAGACAAUUCACAAUAUUCACCGUCGUCUUUCACUUCACCAGCUUUAUGCUCUCCCUUGUUAUACUGUGCUUUACAUACCUGAAGGUUUUGAAGGUUGCUCGAUUUCAUUGCAAAAGAAUAGACAUUAUCACAAUGCAGACUUUGGUUUUACUUGUGGAUAUCCACCCCAGUGUUAAACAGCGUUGCAUCGCGGAACAAAGGAGCAGAAGACAGCGUGCAACCAAGAAGAUCAGCAUUUUUAUAGGGUCGUUUAUUGUCUGUUUUGCCCCUUAUGUUAUAACCAGGUUGAUAGAGCUACUGUCGUUUGUGUCUAUAAACUAUCACUGGGGAGUUCUGACUAAGUGCCUCGCAUACUGUAAAGCAGCUGCUGACCCCUUCGUCUACUCACUCCUGCGCCAACAGUACAAGAAGGCUCUCGUCAACAUUGUCAACCGGAUAUUUAAAAGAGAUUUGUACCCCUCUUCUGGACACAACAGCUCCUUGGAUACCGAGAACGACUACUGCCUGCAGAGAACAUGAGCGCCACCUCACCCGUGUGCGUGUUGUGACCUUUUCACCCGCUGUAAGUGAAAUCUGGCCACCCGGAAGCACGCGAGACUACAUGCACUUUUUCAUCAUUCCAGUGUUAUGAGGAAAACUAGAGCCAAAGGAAAGCGUCUUUUUACGAUAAAUAUUUUAUUGAAAUAAUGUAACAUGGUCAAUUCUUUGUCUUUUUCCGUAAAUAUUUGUAUUUUCGCAGUUUUUGUGCAAAUUAUUA
Mobula hypostoma (lesser devil ray) is the source of this 1255-nucleotide messenger RNA. RefSeq names its product G-protein coupled receptor 26-like. Bases 1 to 1017 code for a protein of 338 amino acids. Lineage: Eukaryota; Metazoa; Chordata; Chondrichthyes; Myliobatiformes; Myliobatidae. Gene Ontology annotation, biological process: adenylate cyclase-activating G protein-coupled receptor signaling pathway. Gene Ontology annotation, cellular component: membrane. Gene Ontology annotation, molecular function: G protein-coupled receptor activity. The record is from RefSeq and is a predicted model, not a curated record. The transcript is spliced from 3 exons.